ACCAUUGCAACACUGGACUGGGACUAUACAAUGGCCCAUAUUUGCUCUUGGGCAAAAAACCUAGACGGUGGUCGUGCAAUGUCGCAGUUACGCGCGGUCUGAGUAGUCGUGCGCGUUGAGGUGAUGUCUAUCGCAACACGUAUAUCAAGUGAAAAAGAUGAAAAAGCAAAUGAAUUUCGUCUAAGAAGGAAAGCACGUCGAUCGGAAGAGACCUUACAUGUCCGUUACUCUACUCCACACCACACGCCAAAACACCCGGGGAACUCAGAAGGAAGAACGGAGGGACUGGAACAAGAGGGAAAGAGGAUCCUGAGGCCCUGUACCUCCACCGCGUCUUAGUAGUUAGCUUACUUGUUGCGGUUAAUCAAAUGCUGAGGACAAAAAAAAAAAAAAAGAUCGGAAGAG
Molecule: messenger RNA, 405 nt
Organism: Guyanagaster necrorhizus
Lineage: Eukaryota; Fungi; Basidiomycota; Agaricomycetes; Agaricales; Physalacriaceae
Exons: 1
Coding region: 124-339 (71 amino acids)
Source: RefSeq, a predicted model, not a curated record